UCCCAGCUCACCUCGCCCGUUGGCUGGUGGGAGGGGAGCAAAAUGGCGGCGGCCGGAGCUGUGGCCAGUAGGCUGUUCCUGCUCUUGCUGGUGGCGGCCGCAGCUCCCAGUCGCGCGCGAGGCAGUGGUUGCAGGUCCGGAGCCGCUGUACGAGGGGCGGGGGCGGAAGGUCGAGAGAGUGAGGGCUGUGGCACCGUUGGGCUGCUGCUGGAGCACUCAUUUGAGAUCGAUGACAGUGCCCACUUCCGGAAGCGGGGCUCCAUACUCUGGAACCAGCAGGACAACACCUUGUCCCUGUCACAGCGGCAGCUCAGCGAGGAGGAGCGGGGCCGCCUGCGGGAUGUGGCAGCCAUGAACGGCCUGUACCGUGUCCGGGUCCCGCGGCGGCCUGGGGUCCCUGAUGGCCCCGAAGCUGGCUACUACGUCUCCUCCUUUGUCCCCGCGUGCUCCCUGGUGGAGUCGCACCUCUCGGAUCAGCUGACACUGCACGUGGACGUGGCUGGCAACGUGGUGGGCGUGUCGGUAGUGACGCACCCCGGGGGCUGCCGGGGCCACGAAGUGGAGGACGUGGACCUGGAGCUGUUCAACACCUCUGUGCAGCUGCAGCCGCCCGUCACGGCCCCAGGCCCGGAGACCGCGGCCUUCAUUGAGCGCUUGGAGAUGGAGCAGGCCCAGAAGGCCAAGAACCCUCAGGAGCAGAAGUCCUUUUUUGCAAAAUAUUGGAUGUACAUCAUUCCUGUCGUCCUCUUCCUCAUGAUGUCUGGAGCGCCAGAUGCCGGGGGCCAGGGGGGCGGCGGCGGCGGAGGUGGCGGCGGGGGCAGUGGCCGGUGAGGGGCCUGGGGCCAGUCAGCGCCCACCCGUCCUCUUUCACCCAGGAGACUACUUUCCUGCCCAGAGUGCCCGUGUCCUUGGUCACCCCAAGAGUCCCUUCCCUGUGGGCCUUGAUGUUCCUGUCAGGAGCUGGGUGGCUGCACCCCUGGCCCUGUUGGCCCCCCUGCAGUCCCAAGGGCCUCCCUUCACCCACAGUCUGGGGCCCAUGCUCCUGGGCCCCUCUGAUCUGGUGGCUGACACCCCCAAUACCCCCAAGCCCUGCAGUCCGGGAACAUGCCCAUGCUCUCCAGCCCCUGUGCCUUUCUGGGUGGCCCAGCUCCUUUGCCACGCUCCUGUCACUCUCCCUUGGGGGCACAGGGCGGGCCUGGGCAGCUGGGCUGGCCGUGCCCCGGGCCCUGCUCUGCCCUUUUUCUGCCCAGGAUGCCAGAGCCUGUGGAGGCUUCUGGGCUCGAGGGAACGAUGUUUAAAAUCAGCACAAAGUGAAGCAGCUGCAGGGAGCGGAGCCCAGGGCCGGGGGUGGGGGGUGGGGUGGUGUGUGUGUGUGUGUGUGUGUGCAGCCCCGCCCCACCUGAGCCGUCCUCCCUGGGAUACUGGCACCAGGUGAGGCCGCCGGGCCUUUGCCGUGUAUUCCCCACACUUGCCGGUUUAAAAACAUUGACGAGAAUGGGUUGAAAUACUUUCAAAGACCCACACCUUCCGGCAGCUGAAGGCUUCCUGAUGUACAUGCGCAUGUAGGGGUCGUUGGUUGGGUUGGGUUCCGGCGUUCGCGCGGUGGGUUACGCAGAAGCCCUGAAACUCAGCCUUUGUCGUUGUGGCCAGGGACGCUGCUCUGUGUCACGUGGCCGUGUAUGAAGCUGUCCCCCCACACGUCCACCACUUACGGUAGCCCGCUCGCUGCUUUCCGUGGUUAUAAAUAGGCCUACGGUGAGCCAGCCCAUUCGGUGUGAGUCUGAAUUGCUUCCUGGGGACACGUGAUCGACAUAGUGGCGUCCCUGGGGCAGUUCACAAGUAUUUGUAUGAGCAGGUGGUGCAGGACGGGAUGUGGUGGAAGUUGUUCCCCUCCUCGCUUUUAUCCUCUUAUUUCCUCCUGGAGCGUGUGUAUGGAGCACAAGCCAGCAAGGCCGCUGUUAAUCCCCCCCCCCACUGGGUAACAUGAAAGUCGAGAAUGCCACAGGCCGUCUUGCACCUGGCUUCACUCCAGCUGCCCAGAGUGGCCUGGUCCUCCUCACCCCGCCCUCCCCAAGGCCCCUGGGCUCGGUCAGCUAGGAGUAGCGAAGCUCAAAGCAGAAACUGGAAUGGCUGGGGCGGAUGGCCCUUGCAAAUCGGUUCCAUGUUGCUGAGUUGCCUCCACAGGGCAAACUCUGGUCCCUGGUUCCUCAGUCUCGCACACAAGGCUGGGCGUCUCUCUUAAGGAUGAGGCGGGCCCUGGCUGAUGUGGCUCUGGGUCGAACCCCUGCCGGCGAACCCAGGGGUGGAUGGAUGGUCAGGGCUCACGCCUGGGUUGUGGGCUGGGUCCUCAGUUGGGGGUGUGCAAGGAGCAGCGGAUCGAUGUUGCUCUCCCUCUACUUCCCCCUGCCUUCCCCUCUCUCUAAAAAGUAAAUGAAAUAAAAUCUUUACUUAAAAAAGAAA
This is a messenger RNA of Artibeus jamaicensis (Jamaican fruit-eating bat), 2460 nucleotides long. It is a transcript of the gene EMC10, whose product is annotated as ER membrane protein complex subunit 10. The transcript has 7 exons. Gene Ontology annotation, cellular component: EMC complex. Lineage: Eukaryota; Metazoa; Chordata; Mammalia; Chiroptera; Phyllostomidae. Bases 43 to 831 code for a protein of 262 amino acids. The record is from RefSeq and is a predicted model, not a curated record.